AUGAAGCACGCAACUGCAGCAACAGAAACCAUUGAAAAUAAUUCAUUUACAGUGACAGACUUAUUUAAAAUAUGCACUCACUGUGAACGGCUAAGCAAAAAGGUAAGAGAAAAAUAAAGUAAAGGGGAAAUUAUUUUGACAACGAAUGCAUGUUUUUGACAGCUCGUGCUUUCGUUUUGGAAAUUAGAUUUGAAUUUGUGACAAGACAAGUUCAUGUCCUUUUAGUCACAUAUUUCUGUGGCUGCGAGCGAAGGAACUGCAGUGCAGUCUUUUCUUUUGUGUCCAACCUUGUUUACGCGUUUUAGGAGUUUACUUUCUUUCCAGGUCUUUGUCAUCCUACCACCAACUCUAUAGACUGUUCGGUAUAUGCUUCUAAAAAAUGUUGGUUGGUGUCUUUGAAUGCAAGACAGUAUUGUCGCUUUCAAGUAAGCUUUGGCCCUCAGUUCUAGGUCAUUCAUUCCGCCAGCUCAUUGUGCUGCGCUGCACAGAGGGACAGGAACAGAGCUGACAGUCUCGAGCCCUAGCCUAUAGGACAUGUCGCAAUCAGCGACUUUUUUCAAGUUGACAGUUGGCUGUUUCUAUGUUGAGAUGUGAAUCAUAUCUUGAAUUCGUUUAUUUAACUACCUUUAGUAUGCGAGCCUUUCUGAUCAAUAACAUUGUGUCAAAUGAUGUAUCAAGGGUAUUACUUGUAUCAAGUGUGUAUCAAACUGCAAAUGGUUACAUAGCUACUGUAAGCAUAAUACAUUGUAUCUAUCAAGCGUUCUUUUUGUGUAUUUUGACAGUUUUGUGGCAUUUCUAGAGACUGCCAUUUUGGCUUGCUGCAGCAAAAUUCUGAACAAAGCGAGUUGGAUUUAUUUCUGCACAGGCUGCGCUUGCAACGCGCCAACCCGACUAUAUAAUGAAUAUGUGGGCUAGUGGAGGGGGUGAGAGAGAUGUGAUAUCCCACAGGAUGUACAAUAUUACACGGUCAGGGCUCGCAGCCAAAAUGGUACGAAAAAUCGCAAUUAGGGUUUUCCCCCUGCCCCUUUAGCUUUUGACGAAAAUGAUCACUGUUGGAUUUUGGCUCUUGCAGAACUAUAAUAUGUGUUUUCUGUACUCUUUUGUCUUGCAGGACUUAGGCGUUCGGAUCCCAAGAUCCCUGGGAAAUGGACCAAGUAGAUUUAUCCCUGAAAAAGAGGUAAGGAGAACAACAACUUUUUUUUAUUUGGGCCUCAAAACAUUUACUUGUUAGUUUAUCUAUGCAAAUUAUGCAUCACUUUGACUUAUUAUUACAUAUAUUUAGUUAUCUUAUACCAAUAAGUGAAUUACAUUAAAUUCACUUUCUCUAUCACGUCAGAUCCUUCAAGUCAGUAAAGUAGACCCCAGGACACAAUCGAUAUUCGAGGACGCAUUUGCAGCACUGGGUCGCCUUGACAACAUCUCUUUGGUGAUGGGCUUCCACCCACAGUACCUGGAGAGCUUCCUGAGGACACAGCACUACCUGCUGCAGAUGGACGGGCCCUUAUCCCUGCACUACCGCCACUACAUAGGCAUCAUGGUGAGACCCCUUACCCCCUACUCCAACCUCUACACUAUCACAGUAUAGCCACUACAGAGGCAUCAUGGUGAGACCCCUUACCCCCUACUCCAACCUCUACACUAUCACAGUAUAGCCACUACAUAGGCAUCAUGGUGAGACCCCUUACCCCCUACUCCAACCUCUACACUAUCACAGUAUAGCCACUACAGAGGCAUCAUGGUGAGACCCCUUACCCCCUACUCCAACCUCUACACUAUCACAGUAUAGCCACUACAUAGGCAUCAUGGUGAGACCCCUUACCCCCUACUCCAACCUCUACACUAUCACAGUAUAGCCACUACAGAGGCAUCAUGGUGAGACCCCUUACCCCCUACUCCAACCUCUACACUAUCACAGUAUAGCCACUACAUAGGCAUCAUGGUGAGACCCCUAACCCCCUACACUAACCUCUACACUAUCACAGUAUAGCCACUACAUAGGCAUCAUGGUGAGACCCCUUACCCCCUACUCCAACCUCUACACUAUCACAGUAUAGCCACUACAGAGGCAUCAUGGUGAGACCCCUUACCCCCUACUCCAACCUCUACACUAUCACAGUAUAGCCACUACAUAGGCAUCAUGGUGAGACCCCUUACCCCCUACUCCAACCUCUACACUAUCACAGUAUAGCCACUACAUAGGCAUCAUGGUGAGGCCCCUAACCCCCUACACUAACCUCUACACUAUCACAGUAUAGCCACUACAUAGGCAUGGUCAAGCCCUCUAUAUCUCUCUACCUACAGAGAGUACGUUUUGAAUUCUUGGACACUCACCUAUAGACUGUACAUUUAGACUUCUUGGACAGUCUGGUAAUUGUCUCCCUUCCCUCCCAGGCUGCGGCCAGACACCAGUGCUCCUACCUGGUCAACCUGCACGUCAACGACUUCCUCCAGGUGGGAGGGGACUCCAAGUGGCUGAAUGGCCUGGACGGAGCCCCACAGAAGCUGCAGGCCCUCGGGGAGCUCAACAAGAUCCUGGCCCACCGGCCCUGGCUCCUCACCAAGGCACACAUCGAGGUACGGGGGGGGACCUGUGACACACACACACACACCCCCAGGACUGGACAUAGGGACAGGUCAGGGUUAUGUAACAGAGACUGAGAUCAUGGGAUGAGGCAUGGCUAGAGUUACACAGCUGCUAACUUGGCAGGGUUAGUUAUAUAACUUAAUCAAAUCAAUCAAAUGUUAUUGGCCACAUGCGCCGAAUACAACAGGUGCAGACAUUACAGUGAAAUGCUUACUUACAGCCCUUAACCAACAGUGCAUUUAUUUUUAAUAAAAAAGUAGAAUAAAACAACAAAAAAGUGUUGAGGAAAAAAAGAGCAGAAGUAAAAUAAAAUAACAGUAGGGAGGCUAUAUAUACAGGGGGGUACCGGUGCAGAGUCAAUGUGCGGGGGCACCGGCUAGUUGAGGUAGUUGAAGUAAUAUGUACAUGCGGGAGAGAGGAUUGGAUGUGUAGAGAAGAAGAAGGGAGGGGAUGGGUAGAGAGAAGAAAACAAUUGGAAAUGGAUGGAUAGAAAGUGAGGGACAGGAAAAGAAAAGAUUCCACCCAAAGGAAACUACUGAUUGACUGACGUAUCAACUCUCUCUUCUCCUCCCUCUCCAGCACUUGCUGAAGGCUGAAGAACAUAGCUGGUCCCUGGCUGAGCUGAUCCAUGCUGUGGUGCUCCUAACGAACUACCACUCUCUGGCCUCCUUUACCUUUGGCUGUGGCAUCACCCCAGAGAUCCACAGUAACGGGGGGCACACCUUCAGACCCCCCUCCCUCAGCCAGUACUGCGUCUGCGACAUCGCCAACGGCAAUGGGCACGGCCACCUGGAGGAGAGGAGAGGCAACCACCAGGUGAGCGGGAGGAGGAGAGUCAGGAGUGUGUGAGAGAGUGAGAGAAGCUGUGGGUUUGUUAGUCACUCGGCUUUGACACCGGUGUGGUUGUGAGCGCAGUGGUUCUUGUGGUUGUGGUCGCCCUGUGUAUGACCAGUGCCCUGACCCAGAACGUGUGUGUGUUCCUGUCUAGGUGUCGGAGGUGUCUGGUGAGGUGGAGGUGCUGAUGGAGAGGAUGAAGCAGCUUCAGGAGUGUCGUGAUGAAGAGGAAGCCAGUCAGGAGGAGAUGGCCACACGCUUCGAGAGGGAGAAGACAGAGAGCAUGCUGGUGGCCACGGCAGAGGACGAGGAGUGUGUGCCGUCCAGAGACGUGUCCAGGCACUUUGAAGACCCCAGCUACGGCUACAAGGACUUCUCCAGGAGAGGAGAACAUGUACCCACCUUCAGAGUGCAGGUAUAUAAUACACACACACACACACACACACCCCUUCACUUAUGGAAAAACAGGGAGAGACAGAAAGAGAGCAAAAGAGAGAGAAAGUGAAGAGUUUUCUCAAUAGCUUCAAAAUUAUAUUUUCUAAAUGUUACGAUGUUGCACUAUGGAGUAUCUAUCUGAUUGAUCAAUUGAUAUCCAGACAUUCUGAUUAACCCCUUGCUUUCCUCUCCUCUCUUCAGGACUACAGUUGGGAGGACCACGGCUACUCCCUGGUGAACCGUCUGUACCCUGACGUUGGUCAGCUGUUGGAUGAGAAGUUCCAGAUGGCCUACAACCUGACCUACAACACCAUGGCCAUGCACAAAGACGUGGACACCUCCAUGCUCCGCAGGGCUAUCUGGAACUACAUCCACUGCAUGUUCGGCAUCAGGUACACCACUCACUGGGUCUAUAUAAGCACAAAUAUACUAAUGCAAAUGUAUAUAUUUCAUGAUGUAAUAUGCUAGAUUCAAUCAAAAGAAGAAUGUUAUCACGUGUUUAAUACGUUGACAAAGUGCAGUAAUUUCAUACAGUAAUGUAGUUACUAAAGAAAUAACUGUAUUCAUCAGUAGCUCUGACCGUUCUCCCUCUGUGUCUCUCAGGUAUGACGACUAUGACUACGGGGAGAUCAACCAGCUGUUGGACCGCAGCUUUAAGGUCUAUAUUAAGACCAUGGUGUGCAGCCCGGAGAAGACCACCAAACGAAUGUACGAGAGCUUCUGGAGACAGUUCCAGCACUCCGAGAAGGUGAGGGGACAACUUUUCUAUUUUAUAUCACUUAUUAGUCCAUGGGUUUAUGUUUCUAUUGGUAGCAUUUAACGUUUCUAUAUAGUUUCCUCUCAUAGUUCUUGAUCUGUGUGAAUGGAGUAAUGUUGUGUAGCAGUGUUGUAACAUAUCCUUCUCUCUUUCAGGUCCAUGUCAAUCUGCUUCUUAUGGAAGCGCGCAUGCAGGCAGAACUGCUCUACGCUCUGAGAGCGAUCACCCGUUACAUGACAUGA
Messenger RNA from Coregonus sp. 'balchen', 4852 nucleotides. The record is from the annotation of a GenBank genome assembly. Lineage: Eukaryota; Metazoa; Chordata; Actinopteri; Salmoniformes; Salmonidae.